Lemur catta (Ring-tailed lemur) is the source of this 1886-nucleotide messenger RNA. RefSeq names its product interferon regulatory factor 4 (gene IRF4). Gene Ontology annotation, biological process: regulation of transcription by RNA polymerase II; immune system process. NCBI's taxonomy places the organism in Eukaryota, Metazoa, Chordata, Mammalia, Primates, Lemuridae. The record is from RefSeq and is a predicted model, not a curated record. Gene Ontology annotation, molecular function: DNA-binding transcription factor activity, RNA polymerase II-specific; protein binding; RNA polymerase II cis-regulatory region sequence-specific DNA binding. The coding region runs from base 95 to 1450 and encodes 451 amino acids. The transcript is spliced from 9 exons. Gene Ontology annotation, cellular component: nucleus.
ACCGCUUGCACUUGGGACGCGCCGCUGCCCUCGGCUUCGAGUCCGGGGCGAGGCCGGGCGAGCGCGGGAGCGACGCGGGGCGCGGCACGCGGGCAUGAACCUGGACGGCGGCGGCCGGGGCGGCGAGUUCGGCAUGAGCACGGUGAGCUGCGGCAACGGGAAACUGCGCCAGUGGCUGAUCGACCAGAUCGACAGCGGCAAGUACCCGGGGCUGGUGUGGGAGAACGAGGAGAAGAGCAUCUUCCGCAUCCCCUGGAAGCACGCGGGCAAGCAGGACUACAACCGCGAGGAGGACGCCGCGCUCUUCAAGGCUUGGGCACUAUUUAAAGGAAAGUUCCGAGAAGGCAUCGAUAAGCCAGAUCCCCCUACCUGGAAGACUCGGCUAAGAUGUGCUUUGAACAAGAGCAACGACUUUGAGGAACUGGUGGAGAGGAGCCAGCUGGACAUCUCAGACCCAUACAAAGUGUACAGGAUCGUUCCCGAGGGAGCCAAAAAAGGAGCAAAGCAGCUCACCCUGGAGGACCCACAGAUGACCAUGAAUCACCCCUACCCCAUGGCGGCUCCUUACCCCCCACUCCCAGCCCAGCAGGUUCAUAACUACGUGAUGCCACCCCUCGACCGAGGCUGGAGGGAUUAUGUCCCUGAUCAACCACACCCUGAAAUCCCGUACCAAUGUCCCAUGACGUUUGGACACCGCAGCCACCACUGGCAAGGCCCAGCUUGUGAAAAUGGUUGCCAGGUGACAGGAACCUUUUAUGCUUGUGCCCCACCCGAGUCCCAGGCUCCCGGAAUCCCCACAGAGCCAAGCAUAAGGUCUGCCGAAGCCUUGGCGCUCUCAGACUGCCGGCUGCACAUCUGCCUGUACUACCGGGAAAUCCUGGUGAAGGAGCUGACCACAUCCAGCCCUGAGGGCUGCCGGAUCUCCCAUGGACACACUUACGAUGCCAGCAACCUGGACCAGGUGCUGUUCCCCUACCCUGAGGACAGUGGCCAGAGGAAAAACAUCGAGAAGCUGCUGAGCCACCUGGAGAGGGGUGUGGUCCUAUGGAUGGCCCCCGAUGGGCUUUAUGCUAAAAGACUGUGCCAGAGCAGGAUCUACUGGGAUGGGCCCCUGGCCCUGUGCAGCGACCGGCCCAACAAACUGGAGAGAGACCAGACCUGCAAGCUCUUUGACACCCAGCAGUUUUUGUCAGAGCUGCAAGCGUUUGCGCACCACAGCCGCCCGCUGCCAAGAUUCCAGGUGACACUGUGCUUCGGGGAGGAGUUUCCCGACCCCCAGCGGCAAAGGAAGCUCAUCACGGCUCACGUGGAACCUCUGCUCGCCAGACAACUGUAUUAUUUUGCUCAACAAAACAGUGGACAUUUCCUGAGGGGCUACGAGAUGCCCGAGCACAUUAGCAGUCCGGAGGAUUACCACAGAUCUCUCCGCCACUCCUCCAUUCAAGAAUGAAAAAUGGCAAGACAAGUGAUUUUGUUUCAUUGUAAAUAUUUGACUUUGACGAAGACAGCUGAUUGACCCCGUCUUUUUCUCUUGAGGAAAUCAGAAACAGGGCUUCAGUGCAGCAGCUGAGCAUCACAGCAAGAGUGUGUGUAGGAAAUUUUGGCUGACUGACAGACAAGCUCAUUCCCAAAGGGAAGAUGGUCUUCCUGGUCUUCCCAAGACAAUGAUUUCAUUGUUCUGUAGACUUCCGUCAUCCACGAUAACUGUGAAAAUUGACCAAGUGGUGUGUUUACAUUUACUUAAACUGCCCUCUUUAAUUUGGUGUAGAUCAGUUCUUGUUUGAAGACUGAGAAAACUUGUGUUUCAGUAUUGGCCACUGACUAGAGUGAUAAAAGCACUCAGGUGGUGUUGUACCAUUUCUCAGGGAAGUAAAGUCUAAAUUGGA